Dracunculus medinensis (Guinea worm) is the source of this 1410-nucleotide messenger RNA. The record is from the annotation of a GenBank genome assembly. Lineage: Eukaryota; Metazoa; Nematoda; Chromadorea; Rhabditida; Dracunculidae.
AUGAAGAAUACAAAAGAUUUCGAUGAUUUUAAAAAGAGUCAUAUUAUAGAAAAUCCAAGUAACUCGAAGAAAAAUAACGAAGCAGCAGAAUCUUGUCACAAUCAAAAUGCGGCUGUAAAAAUUGGACAAGAGUGCUUUUUAAGCAGCAUGCAAAAUUCAAAUAAGGCUUAUGAAAAAUUGAAGCUACCGUACGUUUUGAACGGUUCAUCUGAUAUACAUUCGCCAUAUAUGCAACUUCAACCUACAGAAACACAGGCCCAUUAUUUGAUGGAAUUAGCUAAACGGUUAUUAACUGAAGCUGGUGGGAGUCAGACUACAGCAAUUUUUAAUGCUUCUCAAAAUAUGAGUUUAUCCAAUAAUAAUACUCAUUCAGGUCCUCAUCGUCUUUUGCAUAUAUGCUCUUUCCUGAUUGGUCUUUAUGCUUUGGCUGUCAAUAAUAUGGUGUCGCCUAGCUGGCAAACUCGUACUUAUAGUGCAAACGUUAGUUCAGCUGCAAUUAAGACUAUUGAACGAGUAUGGGAAGUAUUGCUAACACCUACGGAAGUUGUUGCUCUUGCAGACAAAGCUAGUCAGUGCAGAGAUCCAGCGACAGUUGAAGCCGCAGCUAAGUUAGCUCUAAGUGUGUUGCCUAAGGCCUAUUCACUCAGUGCAUCAGAAAUUCAUCGUGCCUUAAACCAAUGUAAGGAACAAAAUUCAGAAAUGCUUGAAAAGGCUUGUAUCGCAAUAGAAGAAGCAGCAAGUAAAGAUGGUGUAUAUCCAGAAGUGUUGUUUAAAGUAGCACGUUAUUGGUAUGAAUUAUUUUGUGAGUGUGAACCUGUAGUAUCUACUACAUCUUUUUCGUCCGCAAAUUCAAAUCCUACAGUGACGACGGUCGCAACAUUGUUACAUCCUAUUAUUUCUUCUAGUCCUGUUUCUUUUCAUAAUGAUAUUUUAUUAUCAUUAUUUGGACAACCUUAUCAGAAUAUUCUUCCGCACGCUUCGAUUGUAAAUUCAGCACAGCGGCCUAGAAUGCCUCCACCUCCUAUGCCAACUUCAACUCACCAGUCUUCUUUCAUUGUUCAUACUACAUCUGUAUCACAACAGCAGCCAUUUAUUUCUUUUUUCUCUCGAACACGACCAAGAUCAUCAAUUCCCAUCGCAUCUACAUUCGAUGAAACCAUGAAGUCUCCACGGCCAGUUCCUACAUCGUAUCCUCCUCCCCGACCUUCCCUUCCUCUCUCUGCUGUGUCUGCUUUGCAUAACACACCUCGAUCUUUGCAUAUCAGUCAUUCUGCACCAGACCUUGAUCCAGUUCAACUCAUUACUCGCAAAUCCAUGCACAACUAUAGAUGGAAUGAAAUCGGUAAAGACCAGUUGAACAUUGAUCAAGUGCCAAAUUUUCUUUGCUUCAAAAGUUCAGGAUACCUCUGA